Messenger RNA from Arachis duranensis, 1600 nucleotides. RefSeq lists its product as uncharacterized. Lineage: Eukaryota; Viridiplantae; Streptophyta; Magnoliopsida; Fabales; Fabaceae. The record is from RefSeq and is a predicted model, not a curated record. The transcript is spliced from 2 exons. Bases 231 to 1436 code for a protein of 401 amino acids.
UUCCUUAUUCCGUUCGCCGUCACCGCCCUUUGGUUAUCACCGUCGACAUCACAGGUGCGAGCAUCCGGUUCUUCCUCUUUCCAUCAGCCUCUGCACGUGCUUCUUGCCUCUGGGUCACCAUCUGCCUCUGCUCUGCCUCUUCAUAUUCUGGUUCGUCGUCUGCGGCUGUUUCUCCUCUGAAUCUACCGCUGCGUGUGCAAUCUGAUUUUUUCCCCUUGCAGUUUUCAGUCAUGAGUUUGCUUGAAGUCAUUAAAAAUGCUUCAAUCAAUUCGAAGCCACUUGAUUCUCCAUUGGAUUAUCCUAUUGUUCUGAACCCUGAUACUAUUAUACCUAACUUGAAGCCUGAACAAGAAGACGCAGCCGCCUUGUGUCCUGUAAAACCUCUUAGUGGAUGGAAAAUUUCACAAGCUGAUGCCGAACUCAUUGACAUUGGGAAGAAGUUCUUUAUACAGCUAAAGGCAAAGCUCAAGAGUGGUAAUAGUUUGGAGAAGGAUGAGUUUAUUGGUGAUUUGAAUUCCUAUCUGAAUAGCAUCGCUGAGAAAAUAGGUGUUUCGGUUGCUAUUAAUCCAUCUAUGCCCAAUUAUACUAAGUUUUUGAUUGACAAGGUUGGAUUUUUUAUGGGUAAGGAUGUUGUUGGUGUUGUUUUGGAUGUGUGCAUUUCAUUUGAUAUUUGGGAUAUAGUUGAGGCUUUGAUUGAGCAUGGUGUUAUUAAGCAUUCUUGUCAUUCGGGCUUGGUUACUAGGUUAGUUGAAAAGAAGAGGUCCGACUUGAUAUGUUCGUGCAUUAAGCACGCGUUUGAUCUCGGGUCAUCUGAAAUACUCAGCAUUCUGAGGUAUUUUCUUUCUCCAUCCAAAGAUGCUUAUGAGAGUAUGAUAACUGUGAAGAAGGAAUGGGAGAACCAAGCACAGUUGGCCAUUGAUGGAAUUCAUGAUAGCAGUUGGAACAAAAAGAAUCUGCUUGUGGCAAAGGAGGCUUCCAUUUUGCUUAUGGUAGCUUAUGAUGGUUUCUCUGCAUCUGAGAUUUGUUUGCAUUAUCUACUUGCAUCGUCAAACAUCAAUGAUGUGCUGUUAUCAUCUUCCUUCAGUAAGUUGAAUGGCAAAGAGUUGAUUAACUUGAUUCGCUAUUUAUCGACGUGGCUAAAGAAGUACGAGAGGUUUCCUCAAGCCGGUCCCUGCCCUGAAGCUGCAGCAGCUUUGGGUUUGACGGUUUGCGAUUGGGUUCCUAAACUCGACGAUGUUGUGAAGUUUCUUGGUUUUGUGCUUGAUGAGAACUUUUCUUCGUUGGUGUUGCAUCCGGAGUUUCAUGCGCAGCUAAGAUUAAUUGAGGAAGUGGUUAGUUCUUUGACUGCUGAAUCCAAAUGUUGUUUUUUGAUGGCUGAUGUGGUGAACAAACUAAAGAUGGAAGUAAAAGGUGGAAAUACGUAUGAUCUUUUUUGAAACUUAGUUGUCGAUUUUGUUAUGUUUAUCAAUUUUGAUAGGAUAUGAACACGUGUGUGAAGUGUGAAUUGAUAAUCAAAUGAUCAAAUCAUUGUAAUUUUUGGUUCAUGAUCUCGACUGCAAUUCAUUUAGAGGUUUAUCUAUUCUCACAUUGUGCUUUUUUA